GCCUGGACUUUGGCAAACUUGGUGAGGCAAGUGAGCCAGGCCUUGUCCAGCCAGCCACAGGUGCAGAGCUUGCUCAUUUAGUCACUGUCACAGCCACCAUGACCAGGAGGACCUGGGAGCUGUACCUGCUGCUUCUGCUGGGGCUGGGGCUGAUGUCCCAGGAGGCCCUGCCCCCACCGUGUGAGAGCCAGAUUUACUGCCAAGGGGAGCUCCUGCACCAAGUUCAGAUGGCCAAGCUCUACCAGGAUGACAAGCAGUUUGUGGACAUGUCCCUGGCAACAGCUCCAGACCAAGUGCUGCAGCGCUUCAGAGAGCUGAUGGAGGUCCACAACCGCAGCGUCCCCAGGCAGCAGCUGCAGGAGUUCGUCCAGCAGCACUUCCAAGAUGUGGGGUUGGAGCUGGAGCCCUGGACCCCUGGGGACUGGAAAGAGAGCCCCAAGUUCCUGCAGAAGAUCUCGGAUGCCAAGCUGCGUGUGUGGGCAGAGGAAUUGAAUCAGAUCUGGAAGAAGCUGGGGAAGAAGAUGAAACCAGAGAUUCUCAGCCACCCUGAGAGGUUCUCGCUGAUCUACUCAGAACACCCUUUCAUUGUGCCUGGAGGGCGCUUUGUCGAGUUCUAUUACUGGGACUCCUACUGGGUCAUGGAGGGUCUGCUUCUCUCUGAGAUGGCUGAGACGGUAAAAGGCAUGCUGCAAAACUUCCUGAAUCUGGUGAAGACCUAUGGGCAUAUCCCCAAUGGUGGGCGCGUGUACUACCUGCAGCGGAGCCAGCCUCCACUCCUGACCCUCAUGAUGGACCGCUACUUGACUCAUACCAACGACAUCAGCUUCUUAGAGGAGAAUAUUGAGACCCUAGCCUUGGAAUUGAACUUCUGGACUGUGAACAGAACCAUCUCUGUGAACUCAGGGGGAGAGACCUAUGUCUUGAACCGCUAUUAUGUCCCUUAUGGGGGACCCAGGCCGGAGUCCUACAGCAAAGAUGAAGAAUUGGCAGAUACCUUGCCAGAAGGGGACCGGGAGGCUCUGUGGGCUGAGCUCAAGGCUGGGGCCGAGUCUGGCUGGGACUUCUCUUCACGCUGGCUUGUCAGAGACCAAAAUCCUGACCUGCUCAGCAGCAUCCGAACCAGCAAACUGGUGCCUGUGGACCUGAACGCCUUCUUGUGCCAAGCGGAAGAGCUCCUGAGCAACUUCUAUUCCAGACUGGGGAAGGACUCCCAGGCCACCAAGUACAGAAACUUGCGGGCACAGCGCUUGGCUGCCAUGAAGGCCAUACUUUGGGAUGAGCAGAAAGGCGCCUGGUUCGACUAUGACAUUGAGAACGGGAAGAAAAACCUGGAGUUUUACCCAUCCAACCUCACCCCACUUUGGGCCGGAUGCUUCUCUGACCCUGGUGUCGUGGACAAGGCUCUGCAAUACCUGGAGGUGAGGGGACAGGGACACAUCUGCCCCCCUGGAGGCAAGACUGGCCCUUCCUGACUGAGCAGGGACUUGGCAGGGGCAGCCACUCCCUGCUGUCUGUGCCUGACUUAGCCUGCAGGUCCCACUGGGGCCACAGAGGGGCAGCUGAGAAGGGCCAGGAAGGUAGCUUUUCAGCUGGCCCAGAAUUGGAUCAGAACCAACUUUGAUGCUACCCAAAAGUCAGUCAUGUAUGAGAAGGAGGAGAGCAUUCCCAUUGCUUUAUCUGGUAGGGAUAUCUUAGCUAGAGCAAAAAAUGGAACAGGCAAGAGCGGUGCCUACCUCAUUCCCUUACUUGAACGGCUAGACCUGAAGAAGGACAAUAUUCAAGCAAUGGUGAUUGUUCCCACUAGAGAACUUGCUCUACAGGUCAGUCAAAUUUGCAUCCAGGUCAGCAAACACAUGGGAGGGGCCAAAGUGAUGGCAACCACAGGAGGAACCAAUUUACGGGAUGACAUAAUGAGGCUUGAUGAUACAGUACAUGUGGUCAUCGCUACCCCUGGCAGAAUCCUGGAUCUUAUCAAGAAAGGAGUAGCAAAGGUUGAUCAUGUCCAGAUGAUAGUAUUGGAUGAGGCAGAUAAAUUGCUGUCACAGGAUUUUGUGCAGAUAAUGGAAGAUAUUAUUCUCACGCUACCUAAAAACAGGCAGAUUUUACUGUAUUCCGCUACUUUCCCUCUCAGUGUGCAGAAGUUCAUGAAUUCCCAUUUGCAGAAACCCUAUGAGAUUAACCUGAUGGAGGAACUAACUCUGAAGGGAGUAACCCAGUACUACGCAUAUGUAACUGAGCGCCAAAAAGUACACUGCCUCAAUACACUUUUCUCUAGGCUUCAGAUAAACCAGUCGAUCAUUUUCUGUAACUCUUCUCAGCGAGUUGAAUUGUUAGCCAAGAAGAUUUCUCAGCUGGGUUACUCUUGCUUCUAUAUCCAUGCUAAAAUGAGGCAGGAACAUCGAAAUCGUGUGUUUCAUGAUUUCCGAAAUGGCUUAUGCCGCAAUCUUGUUUGCACUGGUAAGUAGUUUUGUAUUUCUUUCACCCACUGUCUUCCUCUUAGUUCUGGAUUGCUUUUUCUUAUCUCACACAGUGUAGCCUAGACAUUGUCCAGCACACCCUACUACUCUUUCAGAAUUUCUGAAGUUGAGAAUGAAUUCUAGUCUGUAUUUUGGGUUAUUUGCUGCAUAUAGAGAAACAAACUAGGGGACAGGUGGAUGAUCACAUCAGACAAAGCAAAUAAAUUCAGUAACCUGUCAUCUCUGUACUUGGAAUCUAAUCUUAAUAUUAUAUGAGGUUAAUAAUCUAAGCUGAUGGGUAAAUAGAAGAACUUAGAGUAUUAAGUGAGAUAUAUGUAUAUAGAUAUGCUAAUCUCAAGUAUGUUAUUUGAUGAAUUUUUGCAUAGGUAUGCAUCCAUAUAACCAGUACCCAGACCAAGAUGUGGAAUUUUCAAGGUCUGGGUUUUUAUAAAGACACUGUUCUAGAAAUAAACUCCAACAUUUUCCUAUUAAAAUAUUAAAUUUGGUAAUUUAUAACAAUCAAGAAAAUGGCUAUAAAAUAUCUUGCAUUCUUCUAGAUUAGCUUGUUUCUCUGUCUUACAUCUGAAA
Molecule: messenger RNA, 3044 nt
Organism: Castor canadensis (American beaver)
Lineage: Eukaryota; Metazoa; Chordata; Mammalia; Rodentia; Castoridae
Source: RefSeq, a predicted model, not a curated record